UAUCUAUAUUUGAUCUCAAAGGACUUCAGGUGUAUAAUGGAAGACAUUAACAUAUCAGAAGACGAGGAAGGUUCCAUGUAUGACUAUGACUAUAGUCCUACUGGUUUGCCUGAUUCAUUAAACAAUGUAUCCCCCUGCACGACGGAGGCAGCUGCUAAAUUUAACAAGAUCUUCAUCCCUAUAGCCUUCUCAUUGGUGUUUUUGCUGGGUCUGAUUGGAAAUGGGCUGGUACUUCAUGUCUUGAUGAGCAGACGCUGCAGUUGGCACUUGGCAGACUAUUAUUUGUUCCAGUUGGCAGUUUCAGACCUACUUCUUGGUUUCACUCUACCCUUCUGGGCAUCUCAAUUCAACCAUGGAUGGAUCUUCGGCCGCAUUCCAUGUAAAAUAUUGGGAGCACUUUUUACUAUGAAUAUGUACAGUGGUAUCUUCUUUCUAGCUUGUAUCAGCAUAAAUCGAUAUUUGUCUAUUGUGCAUGCGAUAGAAUUUCAUAAAAAACAGAGGCCAAUACAUACUUUAAUAAUCAGCAUUUCUGUUUGGGGCCUCUCAGGUAUUUUAUCUUGGCAAGAGUUUUACUUCCGAGAUGUACAAUAUAUUUCCCAAUUUGAGAAAUAUGCUUGUCUUUAUAAUUUUGAUGCACAAAAAGCAGAUACGUGGAGAGUUAAACUCUGCCUUAUAAACUUAAUUAUGGGUUUUUUGAUUCCUCUGAUCCUAAUGUUUUACUUGUACUCCAAGAUAUUUUACACCCUUCUCCAUUCCAGGCUCAACUACUCUUACAGGUCUCAGGUUGUUAUUGUGGUUGUUCUGCUUGCUUUCGUGUUGUGCUGGGCACCAUACAACAUUCUGAAACUCAUUGAUAGUUUUCAAAGACUGGGUAUUAUCAAACGAGCCUGUGAAAUGGAGAAGAUGCUGGAUAUUGGAUCUACAAUUGCUGAGAGCUUGGGACUUGCUCAUGUGUGUUUCAAUCCUAUAAUAUAUGCUUUUGUUGGAGUAAAGUUCAGAGAAAAACUUUCUGAAAUACUUAAACGAGGAACAAGAGAGAGCACACAAAACAGGUUAAGUUCUGUGUUCAGUGAAUCUAAUCAUUCAUAUUCCAGAAUCAUAUGAUUUAACUAUUGAGCAGGUGUUUGGAAUUCAACAAUUAACAUACCAGUUUAUACCCAUUUAUGAUGAAGUCAAAGUUUAGAUAAGAAUUUCCUAAAAUAUUUAAACAAAGUUUAAAAGAGAGUUUGCAGUUUGGAUUAUUGUAAGCCGGGCUAAAGGCCUGAUUCUCUAAAGCUCUAUGCUCAGACAAGAUUAUCCAAAAAGAUUAAUUACAGUUAUAAAUUCCUUCAUGGUAUUCUCUAAAGGUAAAGUAAGGCAUAAUUUACAUUUAUAUAUAUGAAGAAGAGACAUAUACCUACAAUAUAGUACUAAAUAAAAUAAUCACUUUAAAAAUGUGCAGAAAGUAAAAUAUAAAAGUUUUCAUUUUUAUAAUGCAAAGUAAAAAUCCUCAAAUCCCGAAUUUCAAAAUCCAAGCUUAUUCUGAAAUCUAUACCUUUUCAAAUUUUUUUUUUUUAAAUAAAACUAUCAAACAUUACUAUUUUCCCUGUAAGUCACAA
Messenger RNA from Bombina bombina (fire-bellied toad), 1598 nucleotides. RefSeq names its product C-X-C chemokine receptor type 3-2. Gene Ontology annotation, biological process: G protein-coupled receptor signaling pathway; immune response; chemotaxis. Gene Ontology annotation, cellular component: membrane. Gene Ontology annotation, molecular function: chemokine receptor activity. The transcript has 2 exons. Bases 37 to 1104 code for a protein of 355 amino acids. Lineage: Eukaryota; Metazoa; Chordata; Amphibia; Anura; Bombinatoridae. The record is from RefSeq and is a predicted model, not a curated record.